GGUCCUUCUCAGCAACACCCUUCCAAGAUGGCAGCCAACAGUAGCAGCACGGUUAGCAAAUCGAGCAACACCGCGGGUGGGAAACAGUCCGGCCCUUCAGCCGAGCAGGUGGUGGCAACAUUUCAGAAGAUGCGUCAGGAGCAGCGCAGUAUGGCCUCGAAAGCUGCAGAGCUGGAGAUGGAGAUCAACGAGCACAGCUUAGUAGUUGACACCCUGAAGGACGUGGACCCUUCAAGGAAAUGCUUUCGUCUGGUGGGAGGAGUUUUGGUGGAGAGGACGGUAAAAGAAGUUCUACCAGCCUUGGAAAGCAACAAAGAGCAGAUCACCAAAAUAGUCGAGUCCAUCAACACGCAGAUGCAGUCAAAAGGUCGCGAGCUCACAGAGUACAGGGAACGCUACAACAUCCGGUUGGUGGGAGAGGGCGAGGCAGAGGCACAGGACCAGUCUGCGGCGUCGCGGGACAGCGAGGGAGGCGGCUCGAAAAGCGGCGCUGGCGUUUUAGUGUCAUAGUUUGUUGUUGUGGAAGGGCGACCGUUGGGCCUUUUUGAUUUCUGCAGAACUGAAAAUAUUGGGAGUCAUUGUCGGAGUCUCAAAAAUGUUGGUUUAAAAUUGGAUCCUUUGUUAGUCGACUUUUUGGUAUUUAACGCAAACUCCAACAGUAAUACUUUGCUUCUGUGUGUGAAUACUAGUGCAUGUCAAAUGUAAGGCUGUCUUACAUUCGCCUUUCAGUGAGCUCUUUUUUACUUCUGGAAUAUUGUGGCACACAUUAAAGUGUUAAAAUCAAAUACUUGUUUAAGUCUUACUUACAUUUAGACGUGAUAGAAGGAAUGCAAGAUUUCAUGCAGGAGUUGCUACUUUGAAAUGUCAAAAGUUAAUGAUUAUAGAAAAUAAAAUAAAUUCUCAAAA
This is a messenger RNA of Labrus bergylta (ballan wrasse), 906 nucleotides long. It is a transcript of the gene pfdn2, whose product is annotated as prefoldin subunit 2. Lineage: Eukaryota; Metazoa; Chordata; Actinopteri; Labriformes; Labridae. Gene Ontology annotation, biological process: protein folding. Gene Ontology annotation, cellular component: prefoldin complex; cytoplasm. The record is from RefSeq and is a predicted model, not a curated record. Gene Ontology annotation, molecular function: protein folding chaperone.